Messenger RNA from Panicum hallii, 1569 nucleotides. RefSeq lists its product as uncharacterized. The record is from RefSeq and is a predicted model, not a curated record. The transcript is spliced from 3 exons. Bases 1 to 1569 code for a protein of 522 amino acids. Lineage: Eukaryota; Viridiplantae; Streptophyta; Magnoliopsida; Poales; Poaceae.
AUGGCUUACAUGUACACAGGGCUAAAUGACUGCUGCAGGAUCGCAUGGGGGACCGGCGCCGACUUCACCAGAGCGGAGCUGGAGUCGGCGGUCCGGGUGAUUAUUGGCGAGGAGUUCAGCCCAGAGUCCCUGGUCCUCCCGAGCGGGGUCAAGGCCCUGUGUGAGGAGCAGGCGCUCCGGUCAUUAAUCCUGGCGGCGAUGCCGACCCUAGACGAGGGCGGCCUGGUGGUCCGGCCCCAAUCUUCUGAGGCACCAAUCGGGGGGUCCGGCCCCCAGCCAGCGCCGGAGUCCUUGGUGUCGGCUCCAGCAGGGCCCCCGCCUGGGACCGCUCCGGAAGCCUCCGAACCUAGGGGUCCGGAGCAGGAGGCCACCACACCGCCACAACCCGAAGCCGCCCCCGAGGAGGAGACAGCCAGGCCCGCAGCAGCGACCGAGGCGCCUGUAGCCGCGCCGGGCGCCGAGGCCGGGCCCUCUCCAGCUGAGCUAGCAGCAGAGGGGGCCGUUGCCGCAGCGGAGGCUGCAUCGCCGAGGACAGCGGAGGCGGCUGAGACAGCGGCACCGGAGGCUGCCGAGGUUACCAGUGCCGCCGCCCCGCCAGCAGAGGAGGAGGAACUGGAGGUGGUGCUAGGAAGGCCCCUCCUCCCGAGCACAGCGGAGAUCCCCCUCCCCCGGCUCCUAGCCAGAUGCCAGCAGGCUCAGGAGGAGCUGGAGGCUGGUAUUUGUCGAGAGUGGGAGAAGCUGGAAGCGGAGCACUUCCGGCUUUUCGACUGGGAGCACCGCCUGGGGGACCGCAUCAAGUCCGCCACUGCCCGUCACGCUGAAGAGCGCGCCAAGCUCGUACUGGAGCGCGAGCUCCUGCAAGAGCAGCUGCAGGAGGCACGCGACCGGGAGGCAGCAGCGCUCCAGCAGGAGAAGUCGGCCACACGGCGGGAAGCGGUAGCCCUUGCGCGGCAGAUCACGGCGGAGGAGAAGAUGCUGGCGGCGACCGAGAAGGAGCAGGCCGCCCUGGAGCUGGCCAACCAGGCCAAGAAGGCGGCGGCAGCGGUCGAGGCGCACGAGGCCACCCUCGCAGAGGUGGCGGCAACCCGUGAAGCAGAGGUGGUGUCCCGGCUCCAAGAACUCCAUAAGCGGGAAGAAACCAUGGAGGAGGAGCUGGCAGCCGGGACACGGAGGCUCCAGGAGCGGGAAGCAGCCCUCCGGGAGAGGGAGGCCAAGGUGGAGGAGCUCCUGGCAGAGCGGAGCGCCAGCACCGACCGGAUCUCAAGAUGGGUCGGCGUGGUCCUGGACUCCACCGCCAAGCGGCUGUGGGACGUGGAGGCCAGCAUCCAGGACCUCCUGGAGAUGGAAGGGCGUGUAGUUGCUCGGGGGAUGGCGGAGUACAUCCUUACCAGCUUCCGGAGCAAUGACCCCGCCAUCCAGCUGACUCCAGUCCUGGUCGGACCUCUCCGGGCAAUGGCAGCCGCUGCGCAGGAAGGAGUCCAGGAGGCGGCUGAGAUGGUGGCAGCACGCGCCCGAUGUCGCCCGGAGCCUGCACAGAGCGGGGGUGCCUCCGGGACACCAGCUCAAUAG